Pangasianodon hypophthalmus (striped catfish) is the source of this 2304-nucleotide messenger RNA. RefSeq names its product heat shock protein, alpha-crystallin-related, b15 (gene hspb15). The transcript is spliced from 3 exons. The record is from RefSeq and is a predicted model, not a curated record. Gene Ontology annotation, biological process: response to heat; protein refolding. Lineage: Eukaryota; Metazoa; Chordata; Actinopteri; Siluriformes; Pangasiidae. Bases 1385 to 1942 code for a protein of 185 amino acids. Gene Ontology annotation, molecular function: protein folding chaperone.
CUUUUAGAGAAAUAAAUGCAUUGUGGCACUAGGUCUGCUUGAUGAUGCAUAAAUAAGAAGUAAAGAAUAAAAUGUAUUAGGGCAUGCUUUGUAGCAAAAUAAUCAAUUUUCUAAUAACAGCAUGCCCUUGAAGUAGUGUUCUUCUUCUAUGACAGCAAUUUGCCAAUGAAUAGUUUUUUUUGCCAGUGAAUAGCUUUUUUUUUUUUUUUUUUUUUUUAAAUCUUAAAUGACUAAACAUUUUUAUCAGCUUGUUACAUUAAAUAUUAUGGAACAUUUGGAAAACAGGUUCCUGUUAUCACUUCUGUUAAAGUAGCCUUAAACACUCAUUCCCUCACCAGUCUCUUUCUUUUUCUUUCUUGAAGUUAAAGGGUCAGAAUAGUUUGUCAUGUUACAGAGAAACUGCAAUGCACAUAUCAAGUCAUGUAAUGAAGACUUUCCCAUGAUGGAAAACUUACUAUUAUAGUAAGUGGUUUUUUUUAAAAAUUUUUUUGGGGACACUGUGAAUCCUUCCACAUGCUAAACAUCCCACCAUGUCAACAAUUGUUUUGUCAAAUAACAGCAUUUAAAAAAAAAAAAUAUUUUUAUUAAUUUAUCUUAGAUUAUUAUCCAAGUAUAUGAAUAAGCUAUCAAAAUAUCAUAUUAGAAUGAGUGCAUGAAUAUAAUCCUGUGCUGUUCUUUGCAGCUGGCACUGUUGUCAGAGCUGUUAUAGAAAUUUAAUCAGCACCAUCUCACCAAUCCGAAUUGAUUUCUCAUCAUAUUUGAAAGCACCCUUUUUUUAGUGUACAUAUAAAAGUGUACUAUAUUGCUCCAAAGGUAUUAAUCUUUGAAUCAAAAUAAGGUCCUUAGCAACAUUAAUUGAUGCUUGUGUUAAAUGUUUAAUCUUAGUAUUUUCUAUGCAGCCUGUGUUUUGGCUCUUAAUGUUGUUUACAAGGGAACUGAAUUCUCUCUCAAUGAUGAAGGGCACAUACUAUUCCCAGCCAGCUAGGGAAGCUUGCAGUUACUACAGUGAGGUAAAGAGCACUGAGAUGUGACUAGAUUACAGAGGCCAUUGAGAGAACACCAUCACCAGUGUACCCACUGUCAUCUGCCAAGAAUUUGCCAUUAUCCCUUCAGAGCUAUUAAUAUGGGGAGGAUUGCGUCGCUGUGGGUAUGUCAGACUGUAGCAUCAUAGUGAAAGCUUUACCUCACCCUUUUGUUGACGCUUGGGACUUAGAAGUGUUUGACAGAGCAAAACAGGCAGCCACAGUAUAAAAAGAGCAUGUUAUGGAAAAAAGUUUAUACAGGGUCUUAACCCUAUGAAAAGCAUUAUAUUAACUUUGUGCUACAGAGCUAGAUAUAUUGUAAAAUCUGAUUAAAACAACAGAUUUGUCCGGCUGAUUUUAAAAUGCCUCGUCUUCUAUUCAAUCGGAACGGUAGCUGGGAUCCUCUCCAGGACUGGCCGAAGUCAAGUAUUUUAGAGCAGUGCACAGGAGCACCAUUUUUCUUCGAUCCAGAUGACGAUAGCUGGUUAAACACAGCCAGGAAAACACUGGAAACCUCUUCCUGGCCCGGAUUUCUGUCAUUUCCCUUGGUAACUCCUGUUUGUCCAGAAGUCUCACCUUCAGCCAGAGAUGGACAACAAAAAUUUCAUGUCAAAUGUGACAGUAAGACCUGGAGCAUCUCUUUAGAUGUCAGCCAUUUUUGUCCAGAGGAAAUUGGUGUCAAAAUCAACGAGGGCUACUUAGAAAUAGCAGGUAAACAUGAGGAAAGACAUAAUGACCAUGGGACCAUUUCCAGGAGUUUUUCAAGGAAGUACAAGCUGCCUGCAGAAGUUGAUCUGCAAAAGAUGAGCUCUUCGCUUUCUCCAGAAGGGGUUCUCUUAGUUGAAGUACCUAUUGGCGCCUCUUCCAACAGAUGUCCCACAGAGACUGUUAUCCCGAUACAGACGAAGGAAAAACAUUAGGUUUUUUCAUGUAUGUAAGGCUUUUACUGCUUAAAUAUUGGAAGUUUCAUUGUGUGAAUUCUAUUUUUAUGCUACUUUAUUCACUGCUAACAGACAGUUUCUUUCAUAAGUAAACUUUAUCCGAAGUUGUUGAAUUAGGUGUUUGGAUUUAACACAAGAAACACUCCAAUAGCUAUUGUGCAGUUCAGAAUUAUUUAUAUUUCAAUGCACUUAUAAAGUUACAGUUAACUUCUUUUCACUCUUGCUUGUACAGGACUACUUACAAAAUGACUAAUUAUUAAUGUUAUCACUGUGCCUUUUUGUAUCAGUAAUUAUUAAUGCUAUCUAUCUAUUUUUCAUUUUAAAUAAAAAUCGAUUCCAAA